Ostreobium quekettii is the source of this 645-nucleotide messenger RNA. The record is from the annotation of a GenBank genome assembly. NCBI's taxonomy places the organism in Eukaryota, Viridiplantae, Chlorophyta, Ulvophyceae, Bryopsidales, Ostreobiaceae.
AUGGCGGACUUGGUCGGCCUGGCCGCCCACGGCCUUGGCGCCCUGACGUCCCUCAGCCUGGUGCUGGUGCUCUUCGACUGGAGCCUCUUCGCCUACCACCCCACCUGCAUGGCAAUCGGAUACCUGCUACUCAUGUGCGAGGGAAUCUUAGAGGCCGUCGGCUUCCGGUCCCUGGAGGGCGACCGGCGGGUGGCAGCGAUCACUAGGCAUAUGUGGUGGCAGGUCUCGGCGGUGGUGUGCGUCGGGGCGGGCUUCGGGGCCAUCUAUGCGAACAAGGUUGCGCACGGCAAGGAGCAUUUCUUGUCUCGGCACGCAAAGGUUGGACUGGCAACACUAAUCUUCACAGCCCUGGCCCCUUUGAUUGGGGCCGCCAGCUUCAAGAGCCUAGGCAUUUUUGAGACACUGCCCAUGUGGCUGCAGCAGAGGGUCAAAUGGAUACACAGAAAUGUGGGCACUGUUGUCUGGGUGUCUUCCUUGCUCACCAUCGAGCUGGCACUCACACAUCAUGCAGUGCAGAAGGGUGCCUUCACAACUUUUUGGCAGGGGAGCGUUGUGGUGCUUGGGCUGAUCGUGAUGUUGAAGAUGCGUCAGAGACCUACGAAGUUUCCAACGAACAUUCCGACCCAUAAGGAAGUGCAACAGUGA